GGUAUGAUACACUUCACACGCAUGCGCGUUCCUUCUCUUGCGUUGGAGGCUCAUUUGAAAACAUUAGCCGUGACUAGCAAUGUUUGUUUUGGUUAGCAAGCAACUCGACUAAAGUGAACAUACGUUUCUGGAUAAUACAGUGAUAUAAACCCAUCAUUAUACUCGAGGAACAACAGUCAUCAUUCAUGGAGAACCACAGCGUGGAUGACGACAACUCCAGCAUCCGGUCAUCCUCCCCGGCGAACUCUCCUGUCAUGGACCGUAACCCCUCACCACCCCCGGACAGAGAGGGGGAGCAGGGCGGGGAAAAAGUGGAUGCUAUAGGGGAGACAGUUUAUAGCAAACACUGGCUGUUCAGCACCUUGACCCGUCUGAUUCAGAUUGUGUCGGAGCAGAACACGGGAGACUCUGAUGUCCAGAUGCAGCUACCUGAGGAAGAUGAGGAUGAGCUGUGUAAGAUCUGGGACAUGGCCAUGGAUAAGGAUGUGGCUGGUUUCUUACAGGAGUUCAAAGCUGCAGAUAUCCUCCUGGGAGUGAUCGCUAAGUCUCGAUGCCCUCGUCUCACUGAGAUAUGUGUGGGGAUCCUGGGUAACAUAGCCUGCUUCCCUGACACUUGUCUGACCCUCAGCCAGAACAACGACCUAGGGGUGGUGCUGUUGCUCCUUCUUGGAGACACUGAUCCCCCUACACUGCUGGAGACAUGCAGACUGCUGCUGACCUGUGUGUCCCAGAACGAUGUGUCUUCUCUGUGGCUAGAGAGAGUACGGCAGCACACAUCUGUGUGUUCCAGCCUCUGCUUCAUCAUGUGCAGCUCCACCAACAUGGACCUGCUGGUGAAGGUGGGGGAGCUGGUUGACAAGCUGUUUGACUUGGAUGAAGAGUUGAUGAAGACCUGGGUCACAGCUGGAUCUCAGCCCAGUGAUGAAGACAAGGAAGAGGAGGAGGAGGGGGAGAGGCGUCUGGACGUGGCCUCCUCGCUCCUCGAGGCUGCCAAGCAGCUAAGGUCAGAGAGUCCAGAGGGUUUAGAGGUGUACCUGCAUGCCCUCCAGCUCCUCACCACUAUCCAUCAUGGGAUUCAGACACUGGCUGUUGCAGGUGGGACAGGCCAGGCUCUAUGGACCUUCCUGUGUGAGGUAGUGUGUGAGGACCUGUGUCAGCCAGACGACCCUCCGUUAGUACUACAGGAACAGAAGAGCUUACUGGUCCAUGCGCUGGCUGUUCUGUCAGUCCUGUAUGCGUGUCAGGACCGGGAAGCAGAGCACAGCAAAGCAGACACACUGUUGCCUCUAGUUGGGAGCAUGUUGAGGGUACUGCAGUACCAUAGAGAGUACCAGGUCAGUUCAGGACACGGACAGAAGGAGAAGAAGGAUGGACAGGAGGAGGAGGAGAAGGUGGAUGAGCAGCUCCAGGCUCUGAUCCAGACCACGGCUGAGUUCCUCUCUGACAUCAUCACUGACCUCGCCAAGGAUGCGGUGUCCGAGUUGGUGACGAGAGGUUACCUGACAGAAAAGACAUGUCUGUCAGCAGUAGGCUCUAUGCUCCCCCACUUCAGCCCUGCCGUACAACACCUGGUCUUCAUGUUGUCGGAGGCUGAUCCCCAGCUGGCAGACACAGUGAGAAAGGAAUUUCCUGUCUCCCUCAGCCCAAGCUGAUCCACUUGCCCUCUUCCUUCUCUAGACUAAGGUAUUCACAGUGGAUACUGUUAUAGCCAUGGAAUACCACACUGCGCAUACAUAGAGGUUGCAUACUAAUGACAAUACACUUGGACUGUGAAAAAACAUGAAAUAGUGUCCACUGUUUUUUUUGUUUUUAGAUCAUGGUCUAUAAAAAUGGAAAGUCUUACUCCAGGAAAUAAACAGAAUUGUCUGUUUAACUUGUUUAAAAUAAAAUGGUAUUCUUAUUUGAUAUCAUGUUUUAAACGAGCAUAAUCUCCUAUGCGGCUUAAAAGGAUCAUUACAUUGUAUGUUCCAAUGUGGGCCUACUGUAUUAUUCAUUGUUGGGUUGCAAAAUGAUGCUACCUUUCCCCACGUUGCCGGGUUUUUCAGAAAUCCUGGUUUGAGGCUCUGAAUUUCCUGCUUAAUUCCAGGAAACCUCCAACCGGUAUUUCUGGGAAAACAUGGUGAUUUUGGGAAAGUUAUCACCAUUUUGCAACCCUAAUUCAGUCAUGUUUCUGUCAGUCUGUUGACAAGGAGAGCUUUUUCCAGCUCAUAACAGAUAAUUAAAUGGACUUAUUUACCCAGUCAACUUGUUGCUGUUUUUAAUAAAGAGAUUAAAUAUUCCCUUGAA
Molecule: messenger RNA, 2286 nt
Organism: Salvelinus fontinalis (brook trout)
Lineage: Eukaryota; Metazoa; Chordata; Actinopteri; Salmoniformes; Salmonidae
Gene: saal1
Product: serum amyloid A-like 1
Exons: 13
Coding region: 186-1652 (488 amino acids)
Source: RefSeq, a predicted model, not a curated record